Messenger RNA from Oncorhynchus mykiss (rainbow trout), 1135 nucleotides. NCBI's taxonomy places the organism in Eukaryota, Metazoa, Chordata, Actinopteri, Salmoniformes, Salmonidae. The record is from RefSeq and is a predicted model, not a curated record.
AGAAACACACACCUGUUUAGGCGAGGUGCUGGCUAACGGAGUAAGAAAAGGAGAGCCUCACUGGGCGCUCAGAUGCAAUCAUUUCAGAACCAAUGUUUUGACAGACAAGCGGUCUUCAUCAGGGUAUAAUGACAACCUAAUGCUGGUCACUAAUUGAUAUACAUUUAAAAGACACACAGGUGCCUGCAAUCAUAGCCGGGUGUGGCUUGAUUUCAUUGGUUGAAAUGGAAGGAAAAAAAAGCAAACAUCCCACCAUAUAAUCAUAGAAACAAACAUUUACAAUGGAUAGCAAAAAUAUAAUAAGAAGAAUGGCUUCAGAUUAAAAGUCUACAUUGAGACUAAAGGGAGCAAGGGUCUUUAAAUGAAAGAUCCUGGUGGCAUCUCAUUUUAAUAAAUUGUCAAGGUCAACCCCUCUCCUAGGGAAGGUUAUGUGUUCAAUGCCGAUAUACCGAGGGGACGAAAUGGAGUGGUUUGCUUCCAAAAAGUGGGCUGCAACUGGACCCGAGUGGACAUUCCGUGUGUGACCAGUGCAAGCCAGAGUACCAGGGACCCAACUGUGACCAGUGCAGGGAUGGAUUCUACAACGCUGUCAGCAUCUGCCUGCCCUGCAACUGCAGCGGGAACGCCGACCCCGGGACCUCACCCCCGCAUCUGUAACUCAGAGAACGCCCACUGCCUGAGCUGCGUCUACAGCACCACAGGGAAACACUGUGAGCACUGCGCAGAGGGCUGCGUGGGUAGUGCCAUCAUCCAGAGUUGCGAAGAGUCCAAUCCCAUCAACAUCAAGCUCAGCACCAGGAACAAGUACUAAUCCUGCUCCUGCUGCUGCUGAUGAUGACCUUGAAACCAGCUUCAGUAGAAAAGAGCCUGUAGACCCAUUGGAUGAAAGCUUUCAGGCAGGAACAAGCUCAAACUCAACAUCAUUAGACUCCAAAACAAGCCAGGACAGCCAAAUGUAUUUAUGAAAGCACAAUACCCUCUUGAGAAAACAAAAUCCCCAAUACACUAAACUGUCUACAAGCCAAGUGCUCCUCAAACGUUAACUUCCUGACUGAUGUCUUGAGAUGUCGCUUCAAUAUAUCCACAAAAUAUUCCAUCCUCAUGAUGCCAUCAAUUUGUGAAGUGCAGCACUCCC